ACGACUUUAUUCAACAGUGCCCGAGGUUUCUGUUUAACUUUUUUCAACUCGCACGUCUACUUUUUUAGCUUUGAAGAUGUCUGGAAAGGUCCCCUCGACAAAGUCCCAGGCUGCCAAGAAGACCGCCGGAAAGACCUUGGGUAUCCGCUACCGCAGAAAGAAGAGGAUCGAAUCAUUCGCACUUUACAUUUACAAGGUCUUGAAGCAGGUGCACCCAGAAACUGGUGUCAGCAAAAAGUCCAUGAGCAUCAUGAACUCCUUCAUCAACGAUAUCUUUGACAGACUUGCACUCGAAGCCACACGUCUCAUCAGAUACAACAAGAAGUCCACUCUCUCCUCUCGUGAAAUUCAAACUGCUGUACGCCUUCUUCUUCCCGGAGAAUUGGCCAAGCACGCCGUCUCUGAAGGCACCAAGGCCGUCACUAAAUACACCACAUCCGGGGUUUAAUUGUAAUGUUUUUU
Messenger RNA from Theileria equi strain WA, 462 nucleotides. Its product is annotated as histone H2b, putative. Gene Ontology annotation, biological process: nucleosome assembly. Gene Ontology annotation, molecular function: structural constituent of chromatin; protein heterodimerization activity; DNA binding. Bases 77 to 448 code for a protein of 123 amino acids. The record is from RefSeq and is a predicted model, not a curated record. Lineage: Eukaryota; Apicomplexa; Aconoidasida; Piroplasmida; Theileriidae. The transcript is spliced from 2 exons. Gene Ontology annotation, cellular component: nucleosome.